AUGUCACCACCGUCGAGCCUGUGGACGGAGGCGUUCGGCUUGCACCCGAGCAGCUUGCAGUGGCUUUGCUACCUGCAAGAUGAUGAUCCGAAACGUCCCCGCACGCUGCACAGAACAGGAAUUGCGGGAUUUUCUCGACAGCCUUACGUCGGACCGCUAUUCGCUUCAGAUGCCAAAGACCCAGUCGAAGAGCAAGGGGUAUGCAUUCGUGGAGAUGCGGAAUCCUGUCGCCCUCUGUGCUUUGGCCGGAUCUUUGUGGCAACAGUGCAUUCCCACGAGGCAGAGCACACGCGCCCUCAAAAUCCACCCAGCCGAACCUAUGAAAGAGUUCAGCAUCCAAGAGCCCCUGUACUUCGAGCUCUAA
Molecule: messenger RNA, 364 nt
Organism: Symbiodinium necroappetens
Lineage: Eukaryota; Dinophyceae; Suessiales; Symbiodiniaceae
Source: the annotation of a GenBank genome assembly